AUGUGUGACGCAAGCGAUUACACCGUGGGCGCUGACGCUAAACCUAGACUCCUAAGGUGGGUCUUGUUGCUACAAGAAUUCGAUUUAGAAAUCAAAGAUAAGAAAGGAACUGAAAAUGUAGUAGCAGAUCACCUCUCUAGACUCGAAAACCUAGAACCGGAAAGAACAUCGAUCAACGAUGAUUUCUCGUACGAUAAACUUAUAGCUACCUUGGAAGAAAAUAAAGUUGAUAAUCAGGUAGAGACCACCUUAGCUAUAUGUGUUACACCAUGGUACGCUGACUUCGUCAAUUAUUUAGCUGCCGGAAUAGUUAUGCCUAAUUUAUCUUACCAACAAAAGAAACGAUUCUUCCAUGACAUAAAACAUUAUUACUGGGAUGACCCUUUACUUUUCAAAAGAGGCCCAGAUGGUAUUUUCCGUCGAUGUAUACCUGAAGAAGAGAAAUGUGAUAGAUGUCAACGAACAGGAAACAUAUCUAGACGUGACGAGAUGCCACAAAAGGGCAUUUUGGAAGUAGAGAUUUUCGACGUGUGGGGAAUAGAUUUCAUGGGACCUUUUCCACCUUCUUUCGGUAACAAGUACAUACUCGUAGCGGUUGACUACGUAUCAAAAUGGAUUGAAGCUAUAGCUUCUCCAACAAACGACACACGAGUAGUAACUAAACUCUUUAAGAAUAUAAUUUUCCCAAGAUUUGGUGUCCCAAGAAUAGUAGUCAGUGUUGGUGGAUCGCAUUUCAUAUCUAAGAUACUCGAAAAACUACUGUUUAAGUAUGGCGUAAGACAUCGAGUAGCGACACCUUACCAUCCUCAAACCAGUGGACAAGUGGAAGUGUCUAACAGAGAAAUCAAACAAAUAUUAGAAAAAACAGUCGCCACCUCAAGGAAAGACUGGUCAUCGAAACUACCCGAAGAUUUAUGGGCAUAUCGACCCGCUUACAAAACUCCCAUAGGGACAACCCCAUUUAAGCUUAUUUAUGGAAAAUCUUGCCACCUCCCGGUAGAAUUAGAACAUAAGGCCUACUGGGCUAUUAAAAAUCUAAAUUUAAACUAUAAGGCGGCUGGUGAAAAGCGAAUUCUUGACAUAAACGAAUUAGAGGAACUUCGACAAGUCGCCUACGAAAAUGCCAGAAUCUACAAAGAAAGAACGAAAAAAUGGCAUGACAAACGUAUAUCCAUAAAAAUCUUCAAACAAGACGGUUAUUCAGGCUUCUUUCAAAUACCAAUUCACCCUGAUGACCAAGAAAAGACAACGUUUACGUGCCCUUUUGGUACCUUCGCUUAUAGACGAAUGCCGUUUGGCCUGUGUAAUGCUCCCGCAACCUUUCAAAGAUGCAUGAUAGCAAUUUUCGCCGACUUUCUCGAAAACAUCAUGGAAGUAUUUAUGGAUGACUUUUCCGUAUACGGACAAAGUUUUGAAGAAUGCCUUGAAAACCUAGAAAGAGUUCUUGAGCGAUGUGUAAAAGUAAACUUAGUACUUAACUGGGAGAAGUGCCAUUUUAUGGUACAAGAAGGAAUUGUUUUAGGACACAUCAUCUCGAACAGAGGAAUUGAAGUAGACAAAGCCAAAAUAGAGGUAAUCGAAAACCUUCAACCCCCAAGAACCGUGAGAGAAGUACGAAGCUUCUUAGGACACGCCGGUUUUUACCGACGAUUCAUCAAAGACUUCUCUAAGAUAACUAAACCUUUAACCGGACUAUUGAUGAAAGAUGCUGAUUUCAUAUUCGACGAUAACUGUUUAAAAGCAUUUCAAGCGCUUAAGCAAGCAUUGAUCUCCGCACCCAUAAUGCAGACACCCGACUGGAAUGAACCAUUCGAAAUAAUGUGUGAUGCCAGCGAUUAUGCUGUAGGUGCUGUUCUAGGACAACGAAAGGAUAAAAAGCUUCACGUUAUAUAUUACGCAAACGGUUAUUCAGGCUUCUUUCAAAUACCAAUUCAUCCUGAUGACCAAGAAAAGACGACGUUCACAUGCCCUUUUGGUACCUUCGCUUAUAGACGAAUGCCGUUUGGCUUGUGUAAUGCUCCUGCAACCUUUCAAAGAUGCAUGAUGGCAAUUUUCGCCGAUUUUCUCGAAAACAUCAUGGAAGUAUUUAUGGAUGACUUUUCCGUAUGCGGACAAAGUUUUGAAGAAUGCCUUGAGAACCUAGAAAGAGUUCUUGAGCGAUGUGUAAAAGUAAACUUAGUACUUAACUGGGAGAAAUGCCACUUUAUGGUACAAGAAGGAAUUGUUUUAGGACACAUUAUAUCAAAUAGAGGAAUUGAAGUAGACAAAGCCAAAAUAGAGGUAAUCGAAAACCUUCAACCCCCAAGAACUGUGAGAGAAGUACGAAGCUUCUUAGGACAUGCCGGUUUUUACCGACGAUUCAUUAUAGACUUCUCUAAAAUAACUAAACCGUUGACUGGAUUAUUGAUGAAAGAUGCUGAAUUCAUAUUCGACAAUAAAUGUUUAGAAGCAUUUCAUACGCUUAAACAAGCACUGAUCUCCGCACCCAUAAUGCAGACACCAGAUUGGAAUGAACCAUUCGAAAUAAUGUGUGAUGCCAGCGAUUACGCUGUAGGUGCUGUUUUAGGACAACGAAAGGAUAAAAAGCUUCAAGUUAUAUAUUACGCAAGUAGAACCCUAGAUGAAGCGCAGAUGAAUUACGCCACAACCGAGAAAGAACUCCUAGCAGUUGUGUUUGCGCUAGAUAAAUUUCGUUCAUACUUGGUCGGAGCCAAAAUAAUAGUUUACACUGACCACGCUGCUAUCAAAUACCUCUUAACAAAAAAGGAUGAUAAACCU
Molecule: messenger RNA, 2778 nt
Organism: Lathyrus oleraceus (garden pea)
Lineage: Eukaryota; Viridiplantae; Streptophyta; Magnoliopsida; Fabales; Fabaceae
Exons: 5
Biological process (GO): DNA integration
Molecular function (GO): nucleic acid binding
Source: RefSeq, a predicted model, not a curated record